Messenger RNA from Papaver somniferum (opium poppy), 1121 nucleotides. Its product is annotated as myb-related protein 305-like. The transcript is spliced from 3 exons. Gene Ontology annotation, molecular function: DNA-binding transcription factor activity; sequence-specific DNA binding. Bases 71 to 697 code for a protein of 208 amino acids. Lineage: Eukaryota; Viridiplantae; Streptophyta; Magnoliopsida; Ranunculales; Papaveraceae. Gene Ontology annotation, biological process: regulation of DNA-templated transcription. Gene Ontology annotation, cellular component: nucleus. The record is from RefSeq and is a predicted model, not a curated record.
AGACUGUCUAUAAAAACCCUAGCCACCUUAUUUCUCUUCUUUGCAAAUCGAUAUCUUCAUCCUCAGAAAGAUGGAUAAAAGACCUUGCAGUUCUCAAGAAUCUGAAGUAAGAAAAGGUCCAUGGACUAUGGAAGAAGACAUGAUUUUAAUAAACUAUAUAGCAAAUCACGGAGAAGGUGUUUGGAACUCACUUGCUAGAUCAGCUGGUCUCAACCGUACUGGGAAGAGUUGCCGUCUUCGCUGGCUCAACUACUUGAGACCCGAUGUUCGGAGGGGUAAUAUAACACCUGAAGAACAACUCCUGAUCAUGGAAUUACAUGCUAAGUGGGGAAAUAGGUGGUCAAAAAUUGCGAGGCACCUACCGGGAAGAACUGAUAACGAGAUAAAGAAUUUUUGGAGGACAAAAAUCCAAAAGCAUAUGAAACAACCAGGUGAUAACUCGUCACAAAAUCCUGGACAAACUAGUACCGAUUUACAACAUUGCGGUGGGGCCAGCACAAGUACUCAAACAUCUACGACGGAAGACGGUGUCGAAAAUUAUUCACCAAUUUAUACAGCCGAUCACCAUCUUCAUCAACACCUUCACCAUAACCAUCCAAGUUUUCCCCCGAAUACAUUACCACCCCCGGAAACUAACAAUGAAAACUUUUGGGGUAUGGAGGAUUUAUGGUCUAUGCAGUUACUUAAUGGUGAUUAAGUAACUUUAAUUAAAUAAACACUCAUCAUCAUUUUAAAUUAUUCACUAAAAAGGAUUAUAUAUAUUUGGGAACCGUGAGAGGUUUAUUUAUAUAGGUGUGUUUAUAAAUAAAAACAUACAUAUGGAUAUAGUACUAGAGUUUGAAUUGCUUCGUUUUAUUGUUGCGGAAGACUUAUAUAUGUGUUGAGGCACCUGUGUGUAAUACAAAAUUACAUGGUUCGGUAGCUACACUAAGUAAUUUACUAUUUUAUAGGGUUAAUUUUAUUCUUUUGGUUAGAGAAAAAUUGCGUGUAGUCGAGAUUUGAGCUCAAAACCUCGCAUUGUUAUAGGAUUAGGAAUAAAAUAUGUAUCCUUAUAAUGAAUGGAUGAACAAGAUCUUAACUGAAAAUAACAUAAGCAAUUGAAUGAUUAAAAGGGAAAUUCA